CUUCUCCAUUCGGCUUCGUUAUUCCGCCUAAGCUCCAGUUCCAAACUGCACGAUACAAGACAGAAAUAGAACAGUCCUUUACUUAGCAUCUCAACAACACCUCCGAACUCCAUCUCAAGCCCAGACAGCCCUCACAGACCUCAUCGAACAACCAUGUGCAAACACGUCCUCAACGCCCAAGUGGCAAUCCGAUCCCCUUGCUGCAAGAAAUGGUUCGACUGCGCCGAAUGCCACCAAGAGACCGAAAGACAUCCCCUCCAGAAAGCCAGUGAGAUGGUCUUCGCCUGCAAGAAAUGCAAGAAAUGCUUCCGCAAGGACACGGCCGAAUUCGACGAGAGUGACGAAUACUGUCCCCACUGCGACAACCACUUUGUGAUCGAGGCGGUGACGCCGACCCCGACGCUACACGUGGAAGGCGAGGAUGCGCGAGUGGAUUCGAGAAUGCUAAAGGACGACCGGGUUCGCGGACAUCAAGAGAAAUCCAUCUUUAAUUUCAAGGAUAUUUCGGAUCGGUUGGGUUAGAACUAGAAUCGCUUCUGUCUGUCCAGGCUUUGAGAUGGAGGAAAAGCAGGGGGUUUUUUAACGAAGAUUUACGAUUUCAUGCUACAUUACUUUCUCUUUGUUUAUUUUAUUUUGAAUUGGUGUUGAGGGUGGGGGUGUAUAUUUCUCUUCUCUUGUUCAUACUGCCUUCAUACCAGAAAACAACCGUAUAGACUACGACUUGAAC
Molecule: messenger RNA, 727 nt
Organism: Aspergillus uvarum CBS 121591
Lineage: Eukaryota; Fungi; Ascomycota; Eurotiomycetes; Eurotiales; Aspergillaceae
Product: CHY zinc finger protein
Exons: 6
Coding region: 154-522 (122 amino acids)
Biological process (GO): protein import into mitochondrial intermembrane space
Cellular component (GO): mitochondrial intermembrane space
Molecular function (GO): zinc ion binding
Source: RefSeq, a predicted model, not a curated record